This is a messenger RNA of Cyphellophora europaea CBS 101466, 1020 nucleotides long. RefSeq lists its product as uncharacterized. Bases 1 to 1020 code for a protein of 339 amino acids. The transcript is spliced from 3 exons. Lineage: Eukaryota; Fungi; Ascomycota; Eurotiomycetes; Chaetothyriales; Cyphellophoraceae. Gene Ontology annotation, molecular function: nucleic acid binding. The record is from RefSeq and is a predicted model, not a curated record.
AUGGAGGAGAGGUUUCACUGCUGGUUGAGGCAUAACCAAGUUCUUCCGACGCAGUCCAUCGUGUACCGAGACGGUCUUUUCGAGGGUCAAUUCAAUCAAAGCGUGGCGGAAGAGAUCCCGCAGUUCAAAAGAGCGGUUGACAACGUCUACGUCGACCGAGCACGGCCAAGCCUUCAAGUCGUUUGUGUUGUCAACCGGCAUCAUCAGCGCUUCUAUCCGGGCAAAGAAAAUACGACGCCGAAUGGUAACGUGCUGCCAGGCAUCUGCGUUGACUUGAGUGUUCGUGGGGGACAGCGUCUGGAUACAAGAACUGUUUUUGCGUCUCCCACAACACCAUCCAGGAAAACCGCUCGCCCUGUACCCCACGUACUGCUGCACGACGAGCCAGCAUGCGACAUCAAGGAGUUGCAGCUUAUGGCCCCAGAUCCUCCUCCGCAAAAGGCCGAUGCAUCCGCUGAACAAGCACCCGCGGAUCUGAUCAACAUCUUCGAGUGCAAGUUUACACCCACCAGAACGAUAACAGAUGUAGAGAAGAAGCGGAAGACAGGGAAGAAGACCCACCAUCCCAGCAUGACGAAUCCCGACUCGGAUAUAGGAACGCCUACAUCUGAAGCUUCGCCAACAAAGCCCAAGCGGAGACUUGUCUUCCUUAUGAAAGCUCUAGAGACCCGCCAAGAUAUGAAAGGAAUCAACCUUGCGAGCGACUACAACCAACACCUCUACACACUCACUGCUUUACCCCUGACAUUAUCCAAAACACUGUCUAUUCGCGACUUGGUCGACUAUGAGCGAGAGAAUGUAGUCGAUAAGACCGAGUCGGGUGCCUUCAUCCCCACCAAGAAUGCCACACUCAAUGCGCUCAACGCGAUACUGACCAAUGCCGCGGUCCGGCUGACAUUCGCAGAUCUAAACCCCGGAAAUGGACAGUCAGAACGCCAGCAAGUAGUUGUACGUGCUGACAGCAAGAAGUAUUACCACACCAGCGAUACAACCCCUGUCUUCGAUCCCAGUGUGGACUAG